This is a messenger RNA of Suncus etruscus (white-toothed pygmy shrew), 1429 nucleotides long. RefSeq names its product signal peptide peptidase like 3 (gene SPPL3). Gene Ontology annotation, molecular function: aspartic endopeptidase activity, intramembrane cleaving. Lineage: Eukaryota; Metazoa; Chordata; Mammalia; Eulipotyphla; Soricidae. Gene Ontology annotation, biological process: membrane protein proteolysis. The record is from RefSeq and is a predicted model, not a curated record. Gene Ontology annotation, cellular component: Golgi-associated vesicle membrane; cytoplasmic side of endoplasmic reticulum membrane; lumenal side of endoplasmic reticulum membrane.
GCAGCGCCGCCCGGCCCGGCCGCGCAGCCAUGGCCGAGCAGACCUACUCGUGGGCCUAUUCCCUGGUGGACUCGAGUCAAGUGUCGACAUUCCUCAUCUCCAUUCUGCUGAUAGUCUACGGUAGCUUCAGGUCCCUGAACAUGGACUUUGAAAAUCAAGAUAAGGAGAAAGAUAAUAACAGUUCUUCGGGGUCUUUCAAUGGCAACAGCACCAGUAAUAGUAUCCAAACCAUCGACUCGACCCAGGCGCUGUUCCUCCCCAUCGGGGCGUCCGUCUCUCUCCUUGUAAUGUUCUUCUUCUUCGACUCAGUUCAAGUCGUUUUUACAAUAUGUACAGCAGUCCUCGCCACGAUAGCGUUUGCUUUCCUUCUCCUCCCGAUGUGCCAGUAUUUAACGAGACCCUGUUCGCCUCAAAACAAGAUUUCCUUCGGCUGCUGCGGGCGUUUCACCGCCGCUGAGUUGCUGUCAUUCUCUCUGUCCGUCAUGCUCGUCCUCAUCUGGGUCCUCACCGGCCACUGGCUUCUCAUGGAUGCCCUGGCCAUGGGGCUCUGUGUGGCCAUGAUCGCCUUCGUCCGCCUGCCCAGCCUCAAGGUCUCCUGCCUGCUGCUCUCGGGCCUUCUCAUCUAUGACGUCUUUUGGGUCUUCUUCUCCGCUUACAUCUUCAACAGCAACGUCAUGGUGAAAGUGGCCACGCAGCCAGCCGACAACCCCCUGGACGUGCUGUCCCGGAAGCUGCACCUGGGGCCCAGCGUGGGGCGUGACGUGCCUCGCCUGUCCCUGCCUGGCAAGCUGGUCUUCCCCAGCUCCACCGGCAGCCAUUUCUCCAUGCUGGGGAUCGGGGACAUCGUGAUGCCCGGGCUCCUGCUGUGCUUCGUCCUCCGCUACGACAACUAUAAGAAACAAGCCAGCGGCGACUCCUGUGGCGCCUCGGGGCCGGCCAACAUCUCCGGCCGCAUGCAGAAGGUGUCCUACUUCCACUGCACCCUCAUCGGCUACUUCGUAGGUCUCCUCACUGCCACGGUGGCCUCCCGCAUCCACCGGGCGGCCCAGCCCGCGCUGCUGUACCUGGUGCCCUUUACCUUGUUGCCACUCCUCACCAUGGCCUACUUGAAGGGCGACCUCCGGAGGAUGUGGUCCGAGCCCUUCCACUCCAAGGCCAGCAGCUCCCGGUUCCUGGAAGUAUGAUGGACCCCAGCGUGCGGCGAGUCCUUGGUGCCGACUCCACUCCCGGCGCCGCGCCAUUUCCCGAGCCGGCCCGGUGCCCAGAGAUGGGCCUGUUGUUUGGGGACCUGCCACGGGCCUGGAUUUGCCUUCGCAGGAACAAAGCUCGUGGAGGGGGCCCCCCCCCCCCCCCCGCCCCCAGACUCUUAAGUGCAGGAGGAGACGCAGCCUUCCCGAGCCUGGCGGCGCCCGGGCCCUUGCCGCCCACC